AUGGACGCUGAUAAGAGAAGCGAUCUCGUGAUUCUCUUCAUUAACGGCAAAAAGGUAACAAUCAGUGAUGCAGAUCCAGAAACUAUGCUGCUCUCCUUUCUCAGAGAGAAACUACGUCUUACAGGUACCAAGUACGGCUGUGGAGGAGGUGGAUGUGGUGCCUGCACCGUCAUGGUGUCCAGAUAUGAAACUCGGACCAAGAGCAUCCAUCACUUUACUGCUAAUGCCUGUCUGAUGCCUAUUUGCCAACUAAAUGGAGCGGCUGUGACCACAGUUGAGGGCAUUGGAAACAGCAAAACCAAACUACACCCUGUGCAGGAGCGUAUAUCCAAAGCCCAUGGUUCUCAGUGUGGGUUUUGCACUCCAGGAAUGGUCAUGUCUAUGUACACAUUGUUGAGAAACAUACCAAAACCCACUAUGGAGGAUAUCACCCAGGCACUUGGGGGUAACUUGUGCAGGUGCACCGGGUAUCGACCAAUCAUUGAUGGCUAUCGCACCUUUUGUGAGAGUGUAAAGUGUUGCCAGAUGAAUGGCGCUGCCUGCUGUAUGUCAAGUAAAGAGGCAUCAGCGAACAAUGAUCAUCUGGAGCUGUUCAGUAAACAGGAGUUUCUUCCUCUGGACCCGACACAGGACCUGAUUUACCCUCCAGAGCUCAUACUAAUGGCAGAGAGUCAAGAAAAAACCACAAAGACAUUUCAGGGAGAGAGGAUGACCUGGAUCUCCCCUGUGUCUCUUAAUGAGCUGCUUCAUCUGAAGUCUCAAUACCCACAAGCCCCUCUUGUGAUGGGAAACACCAAUAUAGGGUUGGAUAUCAAGUUCAAAGGUGCUAUACAUCCCAUAAUAAUUUCACCCACUCGUGUGACAGAACUGUUUGAAGUUGCUCACAAGCCAGAAGGUGUACAUAUUGGAGCAGGUUGUAGUUUAUCCACCGUACGAAGUGUGUUGGAGAAGUGUGUAGGUACGCUUUCAGUAGAGCUCACACAGACGUACUCGGCACUGCUGGAGCAGCUGAAACAUCUGGGAGGAGAGCAGAUCCGCAACGUAGCUACUCUUGGUGGAAACAUUGCCAGUGCAUAUCCAAACUCAGACCUAAAUCCUGUUCUCGCAGCUGGAAGAAGCUCAGUGCUGCUGCUGUCUAAAGAUGGGAAACGGGAAGUCCCUCUGGAUAAGAAUUUCUUUGUGGGAUUUCGAAAGACGAUUCUCAAACCGGAUGAGAUUGUGAUGUCAGUUUUCAUUCCAAUUUUAAGAAAGGGUGAACUUGUGUGCGCCUUCCGUCAGUCUCCACGUAAAGAGAACGCUCUGGCCACGGUGAAUGCCGGCAUGCGUGUGUGGUUUCAUGAGGGCUCAGAUGUGGUGAAGGAGAUCACCGUGUACUAUGGAGGAGUUGGAGCACACACGCUCAGCGCAGACAGUACAACACAACAGAUCAUCGGCAGGCCAUGGACAGAGGCAACAUUUCAUGGUGCAUAUACCGCACUGCUUGAUGAUGUCACUUUGGAGACGUCAGCUCCAGGAGGGAAGGUGCUAUUCCGCAGAUCUCUGACUCUCAGUAUGCUCUUCAGGUUCUACCUGCACGGUUUGCAGCACCUCAAACAGGCAAACGUCAUUAAAGCUGAAAUUCCCAAAGUUGAGCUGAGUGCAGUUGAGCCCCUGCCCAAUCACAUUCACCCCGGAUUUCAAGAGUUCCAGGCUGACUCAGAGAAGGACUGUGUUGGGCGAGCGUUGCCUCACCGCUCCGCUGUCUCACACGCUACAGGAGAAGCUGUGUACUGCGAUGAUAUUCCACACACAGAUGGAGAGCUCUUCCUGACUGUCGUCACCAGCACCAGAGCACACGCCAAGAUCACCCACAUUGACGUAAAGAGUGCUCUAAUGAAACCUGGUGUUGUGGAUGUGAUCACUGCCAAAGAUAUUCCAGGCAGGAACGCCAUAAACUUUUCUGGAAUCGAUGAGGAGUUGCUAGCUGAAGAAGAGGUGACCUGUGUGGGUCAUAUGAUUUGUGCCGUCGUCGCCGAUACGAAGCAGCACGCUAAACUGGCAGCAGCAGCACUGAAUAUCAUCUAUGAGGACCUGCCUGAGCGAAUCUUCACUGUAGAGGAGGCUGUAGAGAAGAGAUCCUUCUUUUCUUCUCAGAGAGAGAUUCAGAGAGGAGACGUGACCACAGCAUUUCAGCAGGCAGACCACAUUUAUGAAGGCGAGAUUCGGCUUGGGGGCCAGGAGCAUUUCUAUAUGGAGACGCAAAGCAUGCUGGUCAUUCCAGUAGGAGAGGAAAAGGAAAUGAAAGUCUAUGUGUCCACACAACACCCAACAGGCAUCCAAAUGGCAAUAGCAGAUGCAUUGAGCAUCCCAUCCAAUCGAGUUUCUUGCCACGUUAAGCGGGUCGGUGGUGCGUUUGGGGGUAAAGUGACCAAAACACAAAUUCUGGCCUGCCUCACAGCUGUGGCUGCAUUGAGGACUGAGCAGCCAGUACGCUGUGUUUUGGAAAGAGGAGAGGACAUGUUGAUAACAGGAGGGCGCCACCCGGUGCUGGGAAAGUAUAAGGUGGGCUUCAUGAACGAUGGCAGAAUCAUUGCAGCUGAUGUUCACUACUAUGCCAAUGCAGGCAAUACAGCGGAUGAAUCCACACUGGUCACUGAGAAGAUCCUGCUCCACAUGGAUAACGCGUAUAACAUCCCGAAUCUUCGCGGGCAGUCAAUUGCCUGCAAAACAAACCUGCCUUCAAAUACAGCAUUCAGAGGUUUCGGGGUACCGCAAACCAUGAUGGUCAUUGAAAACAUGAUCAACGACGUGGCCAUGAUACUCAAACGGCCAGCUGAGGAGAUCAGGGAGCAGAACUUGUAUAAGGAGGUGUCUCUCACGCACUAUAAGAUGGAGUUCGAUCCCGAGAACCUGCUGCGCUGCUGGGCAGAGUGUAAGGAGAAAGCUGAUCUUACUCGCAGGCGUGAAAGUAUCGCUCAGUUUAACCAAAACAACCGCUGGAAGAAGAGAGGCAUGGCCCUGGUCCCCAUUAAGUACGGCAUCGGCUUCGCUGAAGGCUUUCUAAACCAGGCUGCUGCUCUGGUACACAUCUAUAAGGAUGGAUCGGUGUUAAUAAGCCACGGAGGGACUGAGUUGGGUCAGGGUAUACACACCAAAAUCCAACAGGUGGCGAGUCGAGAGCUGAACAUCCCGCUUUCUCUAAUCCACAUUACUGAGACCUGUACAAGCUCCGUGCCAAACACGCCUCCUUCUGCUGCAUCUUUUGGCACUGAUGCCAAUGGAAUGGCUGUUAAAGACGCUUGUCAAACUCUAUACAAACGACUUGAGCCAAUCAGGAAGCAGGAUCCAAAUGGUACUUGGCAAAGCUGGAUUAAAAAAGCAUUUCUGGAAAGGAUCCAUCUGUCAGCUUCUGGAUUUUACAGAGGCCAGGAGGCAGGUAUGGACUGGGAGAAACAGGAGGGAAGGCCGUAUUUAUAUUUCACAUAUGCUGCAUGCUGCAGUGAGGUGGAGCUCGACUGUCUGACAGGUGAUUACAGGACUGUGAGAACAGACAUGGUGGUGGACAUUGGCAGAAGCAUAAAUCCAUCUAUCGACAUCGGCCAGAUUGAAGGCGCAUUUAUGCAGGGUCUGGGUCUCUACACUAUGGAAGAACUGAAGUUUUCCCCCUCUGGAGUUCUGUACACACGGGGUCCAGGCCAGUAUAAGAUUCCUGCUGUGUGUGAUGUACCACUGCAGUUUAACAUCUACUUGCUGGCUGGAUCCGAGAACCCCCACGCCAUCUACUCAUCAAAGGGUAUUGGUGAGCCCACACUGUUUUUGGGCAGCUCUGUGUUUUUCGCCAUAAAGGAGGCUGUCAUGGGGGCAAGAAAAGAUGCCGGUUUAGAUGAACCAUUCAUCCUAAAUAGCCCUGCUACGCCGGAACGAGCGUGUCUCGCAUGCAGCACAGAUUUUACAAGGAUGAUUCCAAACUCUAAAUCAGGAACAUCGUCAUCAGAGCUGGACCUUCCAUGAGCUUUUUAUCAUCUCAUUGUUGGAUUUAUUACGUAUUUGAAAAUGUAAUUACAUUUACGAAUUCUUAAAAUAUACUAUAAUUAAUGAUAUGGCUAUAAAUGAGCACUAUCAUCUAUUAGUCGUGUAAUAUUUCAAGCUAUUACAAU
This is a messenger RNA of Trichomycterus rosablanca, 4136 nucleotides long. RefSeq names its product aldehyde oxidase 6 (gene aox6). Bases 1 to 3990 code for a protein of 1329 amino acids. Gene Ontology annotation, molecular function: molybdopterin cofactor binding; aldehyde oxidase activity; xanthine dehydrogenase activity. The record is from RefSeq and is a predicted model, not a curated record. The transcript is spliced from 35 exons. Lineage: Eukaryota; Metazoa; Chordata; Actinopteri; Siluriformes; Trichomycteridae.